AUGAUCAAUGACCUUGUGGGGAAGUUCUGCGGUGCGUAUAAGGCUGCUACUAGAGAGAAGGCUAGCGGCCAGAACGAGAACGAUGUUGUCAAACUUGCUCAUCAAAUUUUCUACAACAACCACAAGAAGAAGUUCACUUUAGAACACGCUUGGAAGGAACUACGUACCGAUCAGAAGUGGUGCGACCUUGCCACUGCUAAAAAGGAUGAGAGCUCGAAGAAGAGGAAGUGUGAGGAUGGUACAGAAUCAGAGAGCUCUCAAGCCACUGAGAACAAGCGCCCCCCGGGUGUGAAGGCCGCAAAGGCAAGUGGUAAGAAGAAGGUGGGAGAGGGUCAUAAUCUUAAUGGGUUGCAGACAAUGUGGACGAUCAAGCAGGAGGAUUUGGCCGCGAAAGAGAGGUUGUCUAAGAUGAAAGUGCUCGACAGUCUUAUUGGAAAAAAAGAGCCUCUCCCUAAGAAUAAAGAAGCACUCAAGAAGAAACUCAUAAAUGAGUUGUUCUGA
Molecule: messenger RNA, 501 nt
Organism: Brassica napus (rape)
Lineage: Eukaryota; Viridiplantae; Streptophyta; Magnoliopsida; Brassicales; Brassicaceae
Product: glutathione S-transferase T2-like
Exons: 1
Coding region: 1-501 (166 amino acids)
Source: RefSeq, a predicted model, not a curated record